This is a messenger RNA of Agrilus planipennis (emerald ash borer), 664 nucleotides long. RefSeq names its product translationally-controlled tumor protein homolog (gene Tctp). The transcript is spliced from 3 exons. Gene Ontology annotation, cellular component: cytoplasm. The record is from RefSeq and is a predicted model, not a curated record. Lineage: Eukaryota; Metazoa; Arthropoda; Insecta; Coleoptera; Buprestidae. The coding region runs from base 99 to 617 and encodes 172 amino acids. Gene Ontology annotation, molecular function: calcium ion binding.
GUUCGGAUCAACGGCCCGGCCUUUUUGUGCGUUGACGUAGGUUGUUGUACAUGAAUCUUUAGUAUAUCAUAAAAAGUUUUCUUCAUACAUCAUCCAAAAUGAAAAUCUAUAAAGAUAUUAUUACUGGCGAUGAAAUGUUUUCUGAUACUUACAAGGUAAAAUUAAUUGACGAUGUUUUGUAUGAAGUUUAUGGUAAACAUAUUCAACGUAAACAAGGUGAUAUUAAUAUAGACGGCUUCAAUCCAUCUGCAGAAGAAGAAUUAGAAGGUUGUGAGGAGGGUUUGGAGUCAGGAGUUGACAUAGUUUUAAAUCAUAGGUUAGCUGAAAGCUAUGCUUUUGGUGAUAAAAAAAGUUAUACGGCUUAUCUGAAAGACUACAUGAAAAAAUUAGUAGCUAAAUUGGAAGAAAAGGCACCAGAUCAAGUAGAUGUUUUUAAAACAAACAUGAAUAAAGUAAUGAAAGAUAUUUUGGGAAGGUUUAAGGAUUUGCAGUUCUUUACAGGAGAAUCUAUGGAUGUUGAUGGGAUGGUAGCUCUUUUAGAAUAUCGUGAAAUUGAUGGUGAAUCUGUCCCUGUAUUGAUGUUUUUUAAACAUGGAUUAGAAGAAGAAAAAUUCUAGAACAUUUUUAAAAUUUAAUCAACUCCAUUUAUAUCUUUUAAUAUAAU